Neofelis nebulosa (Clouded leopard) is the source of this 2782-nucleotide messenger RNA. It is a transcript of the gene PRKAG3, whose product is annotated as protein kinase AMP-activated non-catalytic subunit gamma 3. The coding region runs from base 556 to 1950 and encodes 464 amino acids. Lineage: Eukaryota; Metazoa; Chordata; Mammalia; Carnivora; Felidae. The record is from RefSeq and is a predicted model, not a curated record. The transcript is spliced from 14 exons.
ACACUGGGACCCACCUCCAAACCACUGGUAGAAACAGAGGUCUCUCACUCUGGGCCCUCCAGCCCACCGCACACCUUCACGGUGAUUCUAGCUCCCCACCUGCCCCGCCCAUCCCACUCCAGCUCCCCCAGCAGAGAGAGGGACAGGCUCCUGGGACUCAGAUGAGGACAUUUGGGCAUACAAUGCCGGCUCUCCCGCGACCGCCCACAAACCCCUUGUCCCCAGCCUCCCUGCUGGCUCCAAUUUGCCCUUUCUAACUUCAGCACCUCCCACGACUGAAGUGUGUACGAGGAAGACAGUCAAGCUCUACCUGCGUCCAUUUUCCCUCCUUUGGCGCCUGACAACGAUGAGAAGGAACCCAGGACUCUGAGAGCCCACUUCCUCCCACCUGGCGCCCCCGCAGCGCUCCAAGCCACCUCCCUCCAUCGCAAAGUCCUUGGAGCUUGUCCUUGGAGACCCAGCAGGGAGCCCGGGCCCAGGCCUCCAAAUUCCAGAACCCAUCCUGGAGCAGCCUUGGGGGACCUGAGCGUCAAGGCCCCAUUCCCCCUUCCAGAGAUGAGCUGUCUAGAACAAGGAGAGAACACUUCAUGGCCAUCGCCGGCCAUGACCGCAGGCUCAGAACGAAGCCGUGAGAAACAGGGGGCCAAGUCCUCGAGGUGGACAAGGCAGGAGGCUGUGGCGGAAGGGGAGCUACCGGGUCUGGGGGAAGAUCCCCAGGCCAAGCCACCUGCUGAGUACGCCGGGCUGGAGGCCACGUUCCCCAAGGCCACACACUUGUCCCAGGCUGCUCCUUUGGCCAAAGUGGGCGCCCCACCAACAGAGUGGGACAUCUUCCCCCCUAACCACGAAGCCUCGGCCGCUGGCUCCAGCACAGACGAGCUGGAGCUGGACAUAGGGUUCCCAGCCACAGCAUCGUGGGGGUAUGAGCUCGGCCUGGUGGAAGAGAGGCCUGCCCUGUGCCCAUCCCCACGGGCCCUGUUACCCAGGCUGGGCUGGGACGACGAACUGCAGAAGCCGGGGGCCCAGGUCUACAUGCACUUCAUGCAGGAGCACACCUGCUACGACGCCAUGGCAACCAGUUCCAAGCUGGUCAUCUUCGACACCACGCUGGAGAUCAAGAAGGCCUUCUUUGCCCUAGUGGCCAACGGCAUCCGGGCGGCACCGCUGUGGGACAGCAAGAAGCAGAGCUUCGUGGGGAUGCUGACCAUCACAGACUUCAUCUUGGUGCUGCAUCGCUAUUACAGGUCCCCGCUGGUCCAGAUCUAUGAGAUUGAAGAACAUAAGAUUGAGACCUGGAGAGAGAUCUACCUUCAAGGCUGCUUCAAGCCUCUGGUCUCCAUUUCUCCCAGCAGCAGCCUGUUUGAAGCCGUCUACACCCUCAUCAAGAACCGGAUCCACCGUCUGCCGGUCCUGGACCCGGUCUCAGGCGCCGUGCUCCACAUCCUCACACACAAGCGACUGCUCAAGUUCCUGCACAUCUUUGGCUCCCUGCUGCCCCAGCCCUCCUUCCUCUCCCGCACCAUCCAAGAUCUGGGCAUCGGCACAUUCCGAGACUUGGCCGUGGUGCUGGACACGGCGCCCAUCCUGACGGCCCUGGACAUCUUUGUGGACCGGCGCGUGUCUGCGCUGCCUGUGGUCAACGAAGCUGGACAAGUCGUGGGCCUCUACUCCCGCUUCGAUGUGAUUCACCUGGCUGCCCAGCAAACCUACAACCACCUGGACAUGAGUGUGGGCGAAGCCCUGAAGCAGAGGACACUGUGUCUGGAAGGAGUCCUUUCCUGCCAGCCCCAUGAGAGCUUGGGGGAAGUCAUCGACCGGAUUGCCCGGGAGCAGGUACACCGGCUGGUGCUAGUGGACGAGACCCAGCAUCUCCUGGGCGUGGUGUCCCUCUCCGACAUCCUUCAGGCACUGGUGCUCAGCCCUGCUGGCAUCGAUGCCCUCGGUGCCUGAGAAUAUCUGAGUCCUCACUCCCAGGCCGUCUUCCACACGCAGAAGCCAACGAAGGGAGCAGGGAACACGGUCUCCAUCUUUCCCCACCCCAGUUUGCUGGUUUGGCUGUGGUUCAGGCUUCACCAGCCCUCUGUCAUUGCCCUUGCCCUGCCUGUGCUCCCAGAAGCCCUCAGGAAUUCCCAGUCCUCCAUGGGAUGAUGAAAUUAAGAACAGCUGAGUCGAGCCUGGAGAUCUAUGAACCAGAGGCACUGAGAUUACCCCAGGGCUGCUUGCUCCAUGCCUACCCAUAUCACUUUCCCCCCCACUGGCCCCAGUGGAGCAGCGAGCCUUCAGCCAGUUGGGUGUAUUCAGGGGCUCUGGAUUCCUCAGCUUCUGGACUACCUGGGAGGCCCUGCUAUUCUUCCACACUACUAAGGGUGGCUCCCCACAACUUGGCCACUGCCCUUCUUCCCUCCCAGCAUUGAAACAGCAGCCAUGUGGAGAGCCUGUUGAGUGGGGUCCUCCCUCCAUUCUCAUCCCGAGCACCAGCAGACGGUGUUCUCAGUCCCCAGUGACAGCCUGUGUUUGGAUCACUGAGGAUGAACACUGAGAAAACAAAAAGAAAAAGAACAACCAACCUGUGCACUUAAAUUGUAUAAGCUUCACUCCGAAAACGCUAGUCAUUUGGCCUGAACUUGCAGCAAGAGCCCUGUGCUUUCUGAAUUCAAAGACGCGAGGGAGAAUCUGUAAUUGACAAACGCUACCACUGGCCUUGCUUUUGUGCAUAGAGUGUUAGUUUCUUUUUUCAUUUUUUAUUUAUAACAAAACCAUAAAGAAGAUGUUAAUUAGUUAA